AUGAACCCACAGCUGUGUAUGGUGUCACAAAAUACGAACACCAUUGACGUAUUAGAGGAACUCACGGUCAAGGUCGAACAUCUUAUACGUGAGCUCAGCUACAUACAGAGGACUGUCGGUGAUCUUGCCCGCCAGGUGAUGCUGCAGCAGACGUUUGUUGAAGAGCGCAUACGCUCUGACGGUAGUUCCGGUCUGAAACAGGUACGGAACAUUGUUAAUGGCGACCGCAUAUACCACACCGCGGACCAGUCGGCGUUCAGCGUUGCUGGGAUACACGAACAUUCCAGUAACACAAGAACCAUAGGUAUGGGUGAGCUGAACGUGGUGAUGAACGGCGUUGAGUUCCGCACACGUCAUAACGACUACCGUCUGGCGAUGCCCGCGUCGGACGGCACAUAUCAUGGUCAGGUGGAUAUUCCGUUCCCGGAAGUUCCGGAGGAGGUUCUGAGUAAAGAAACGCCUGAAGAGCAGAUUGAGGAAAUGAAACUCUGGUUCAAAGCGUUCAAGGACCAGGACUACUCGGUGCGAGACUACCGAAGGUACUUCAAACCGGUGCUUUGUUACCUGGAGGGCGCCUGGACGACCAACACGGAAGAGCUCGAGGAACCGUUCUUCAGUGACCGACAUUUCAUCGACGCAUCCAGCUGGUUUGACCUUCAAGAAAAGGUUCGAUUCACUUCGUACACCGGUGGAAAAGACAUUCUGGAGAACUAUGCGUACCUCCCCACCACGAUCAUGAACGUCGUCAAUGGGACACCUAUUUACGCGCAGUGGAACUACAGAAUCCUAUGCCAUCCGUUGCAAGAUGAUUUGCCACUGAAAGCUCUUGAAUUCGUCGAUGACCUAUCAAGAAGAAUGCGAAAUCAGUUCACGACGGCGCAGUUACUGGAUACCCGCAUGGCAAGAUUCCGAGUGAGAAGCCAAGUUCCUACGAAUCCCGACUUGAUUCAGCCAAGGUCCUACGACUGGGGCCUACUGGACGAUCUGAUGUAUCAGAUCCCAGGGAAAGACAACUACGCCGCCAAUCUCUAUGACGACGGCCUCGGGGAGACGCUGUAUCACUAUAACAAAGGGUUCGAUGCUCUCGUAAAACUCAAUACUGCCUUUUAUAACAGAGCGUACAGGAUGCAUCGAAAGGAUGCUUCCGGCAACACUGUCAAUCAUCGCGGUUUCUCCGACCCUAACCUGUUUGCUGCCCAGACGACCAGUGAAGAAGUCGCCGCCAUGUCAAUGGAAAGCUGCCAAAUCAUUCGGAAAACAGAAGUUUGCAAUAGAUACACCGCCCGCUACACGUGGGCCAUCCCUCUGGAGAUCAUCUAUCUGACCCCGCUGUUGGCAUGGAACCCGUACAAUAUACGUCACGUGGGGUCUUUCGACGCAGACGACAUUAAAGACGUCGAGAACACUGCAGACGGACUGCCGCGCACCGGCGGAUUGACGCCGGAUGAAGCCUUCAACGGAACGCACGAGAAGAGUUUCUACCGAACACCCGCGGACCUGUUCGCAAGCAGCACGUCGGUCGAUGCAGGCAGUGCAGACACAGCUAAAGGCGUUGUCGGUGUCCUGGACCAAGAAGGCAAUGUCCGAAAGGUAGUGGCUUCCGGUACAAGAAUAAUCAUACCGGAAAUCGAAGGUGUCGGUACAGUGCGCACGCGCUAUCCCAUAAUGCCUCUGCAUUCCGAUGGAGAGCAGACGAGAAAGGAACUUGAAGCGCUCAAGGACAUGGUCAUGAGAAUGGGGACAUAUGGCGCGUUAUUCGACGAGACACCUAUCACCGUUCACAAUGUAGACGACUACACGAAAGAAGAUCCUGUCCAUACACUGCAGGUUGCCCCCACUACUCAGGAUCCCCCUGGACUGCAUAGUCACACCAUCACCGUUCUGCAAAGUGAAAUCGACCUCAUGAGGACGGGCAAGGCCGUCGUCUUCACAACCACCACGGACAACGGUCACACGCACGUCCUAAAGGUCAAGAUGGACAGUCUUGGCAACUUCUUCAUGGCAACCUGCGACGGAAUCUUCACAUGUUGGGACGGUCAUGCCAAGCAGCUGAUUUUUGUUUCGUAAAAUGUCGUCAGUUUAUUUUGUUAGCCGCUUAGAGACGCUCUCUAUAACAUGUAUUCACUGCAUUUUUACUUUGCGUUGUUGUAACACACUUUACUGAGGAUAAUGUUUGCACCUUUGACCUCUGAAUUAUAACUAAUUGAAUGCAGAAACGUGAAAAUUAAACGUUGCUAUAAUGUAAUGAUUUAACUAAUGUCAUUUCUUUGCAUUUUGAUCAGUGAUAUUUCUUUCAGAAACGGCAUAAGCAAAGUUUCAAACUUGGAAAAUAUUAUGGACUGCGGGUUAUAAUUGACCACUUUAUGAUGUAGCUUUGUUUCAUAAAUCAAUGCUAUGGCUUUGACCCAUAUAUCGACGUAGCUUUUUCUUGUCAAUUAUUGUGAUGGCUUUGACCUAUAUAUAGACGUAGCUUUGUGUUAUCAAUUAUUGUAAGGACAUUUGCCCAUUGAACGACGUAGCUUUUUCCUUUUAAUCAUUGUUAUAGCUUUGACUCAACUAACAACGCAGCAUUUUCUUAUCAAUAAUAAUUCCUAUCAAUUAUUAUUAUAGCUUGGACCCAUCGAACGACGCUACUUUGUCGCAUCAAUUAUUGUUACGACUCUGAUAUUUGUUUUCUUUGUGUUUUAUUUUCAUGUAUCUCACAUUUUCUAUUAAAACUGCUGCACUGAA
This is a messenger RNA of Dreissena polymorpha, 2730 nucleotides long. RefSeq lists its product as uncharacterized. The record is from RefSeq and is a predicted model, not a curated record. Bases 1 to 2067 code for a protein of 688 amino acids. Lineage: Eukaryota; Metazoa; Mollusca; Bivalvia; Myida; Dreissenidae. The transcript has 15 exons.